This is a messenger RNA of Penaeus chinensis, 1162 nucleotides long. RefSeq lists its product as uncharacterized. Bases 248 to 1147 code for a protein of 299 amino acids. NCBI's taxonomy places the organism in Eukaryota, Metazoa, Arthropoda, Malacostraca, Decapoda, Penaeidae. The transcript is spliced from 3 exons. The record is from RefSeq and is a predicted model, not a curated record. Gene Ontology annotation, biological process: G protein-coupled adenosine receptor signaling pathway; adenylate cyclase-activating G protein-coupled receptor signaling pathway. Gene Ontology annotation, molecular function: G protein-coupled receptor activity.
UCAGAUAUUCAGUCGCACAGAUAUUCAGAAAAAAAAACAUCGAAAAAGAAACAAAUACGAGAAGGGAAGAGGACGCACAGGCACUGAUAAAAGAUGAGACCCAGAAUAUAAUAAUAUACAGGAUACAGGAAGAUCAGUCACCUGUUUAUCCACCCACUGCGUAGAUCACUUACAAAGUCGAAUCCCCAGGAGUAACUGGACAUAUACAGUGUCGAACGCGUGCUACGUACAAAAGAGAACCGUCAAAAUGUUAACUAGCUAUAUCCUUCUGCUCGUGAUAGUGGAGGUUGCUAUGCUCGCCCACUGCCUCUGUCUCCUUACCCUAGCCCAGCCUGCCAUGAGGAAAAGGAAAUAUUGCUACCACACAGCACUGGCAGUGUCUGAUUUCCUGCAGAUGACGUUCCUGAUUUUCACUGUGGUUUAUGAAAAGAAUCGUGACGAUAUGGGACCUCUCACGGUUACGAUGGAAUUCUUCUCGCUAAAUGGAUCAUAUGCGGUCUUUCUGCUCGCCCUCGACACGUAUAUCGCCGUAGUCCAUCCAUCGGCUUUCCUGUCCACGCAGACGAACAAAAUGUACAUGCUCCGGAGUCUAGGUGUUUUGCCUUUGGUUCUCCUCGCCUACAGCUUUAGCCAUGUUGACCAGUUAGUAUAUCUUUCUUACGUGAUGCCCCUUUUGGUUAUCCCUUAUCUCUGCUUUGCAACGGCCAGGAGGCUUCGGGAACUUAGUUUGAACUUCGCGCGCCAAUAUUCUCGAAGACACUUGGAAAAUAUAAAGUUACUCCUCAUGAUGGUUUUCAUAUUUUAUCUUGAGUUUGUGCCGAGUCUCGUGAUGAGAGCUGUAUCCCGUAAAGAAAAUUGGUUUCAUUUGGCGAAUAGCUUCGUGAACCUCCUGGGGAAUGUCGAUACUCUCUUUCUGUACUACGUGUACAAAAGUGAGUUCCGGUCAACUUUUCUUGGCAUGUUCGGAGUUUCUAGAGCCCUUUCCGGCCCAGCCUCUACAGCCCCGUCCGACGCCGCCGACGUGGACCUUCAGAACUGCAGCGCGUUCAGUGCCGCAGAAGGCCAGCCUUCGAUCCCACACGAAGGGCACGUCAGAGAUGCAGUGCAGGACGGUGGCCCUCCAGUCGAGGUAUCUCAAGCUGCCUGAAGACAUUCAGCUGGA